Messenger RNA from Diabrotica balteata, 111 nucleotides. The record is from the annotation of a GenBank genome assembly. NCBI's taxonomy places the organism in Eukaryota, Metazoa, Arthropoda, Insecta, Coleoptera, Chrysomelidae.
AUGUCACUUGUACCUGUAGGAGUUUUAUCGAUACCAUCAAAUAAAUCUGCCUUAGGUUCUAUAAUAGGACAGUUUACAGUUAUGUCUAAAUAUCUACCAUUACCAUUAUAA